This is a messenger RNA of Labeo rohita (rohu), 2671 nucleotides long. It is a transcript of the gene ptbp2a, whose product is annotated as polypyrimidine tract binding protein 2a. Gene Ontology annotation, biological process: regulation of RNA splicing; mRNA processing. The transcript has 14 exons. Gene Ontology annotation, molecular function: mRNA binding. Bases 212 to 1690 code for a protein of 492 amino acids. The record is from RefSeq and is a predicted model, not a curated record. Lineage: Eukaryota; Metazoa; Chordata; Actinopteri; Cypriniformes; Cyprinidae. Gene Ontology annotation, cellular component: nucleus.
AAAUAAAACAACAUUUCAGUGGUUAUAAAAUGUGUUGAGUUGCAGUUAUGGUUAACCAACUAGCCUAAGAGUCUGUGCUCUUGGGCUGUGUGUCAAAACCUAGUUACCUAGGCAGCAUUGUAGACAUCAUAGUCUCCAAACCUAGUAACCUAGAAUUGGUGACGUCGCAGUUGGCGUAAAGAGAGGAUCAGAUGAGCUGCUGUCCGGCAGCAUGUAUAACAGCCCCAGUUCUGGGCUGAGCAGUAUAAGCGAUACGACAUCCAACGGUAGCGACAGCAAAAAGCUUCGAGUUGAAGACAGAGUUGGCGACGCUCCGCCAUCCCGCGUUCUCCACAUCAGAAAGUUACCCAACGAUGUCUCUGAAACAGAGAUCAUUGCUCUAGGACUUCCUUUUGGAAAGGUCACCAAUAUCCUCACACUGAAAGGCAAAAACCAGGCGUUUCUGGAGCUCAGCACAGAGGAAGCUGCCAUGACAAUGGUCAAUUAUUACUCAGCUGUGACGCCUCACGUCCGUAGCGUGCCGGUCUACAUACAGUACUCUAAUCACAAAGAACUCAAGACUGACAAUUCAAACCAGUCAGGUGGUACUCUCACAUCAGGGUCCAACUCUAGCGAUGGUGGCGGUACACCUUCAAGUCCAGUUCUGAGGAUAAUCAUUGAUAACAUGUUUUACCCCGUCACCCUAGACGUGCUGCAGCAGAUCUUCUCAAAGUUUGGCACCGUCAUGAAAAUCAUCACAUUCACCAAGAACAAUCAGUUUCAGGCCCUGUUGCAGUACAACGAUCCAACCAGUGCGCAGCAAGCUAAAGUGGCUCUAGAUGGUCAGAACAUAUACAAUGCCUGCUGUACCCUUCGCAUAGACUACUCAAAACUCGUCAACCUGAAUGUAAAAUACAAUAACGAUAAGAGCAGGGACUACACGAGGCCAGAGCUUCCGGCUGGAGAUGGACAGCCCGCUCUGGAUCCCUCUGUGGUUGCUGCCCUGGGUAAAGAUUCGAAUUCCCUGCUCGGUAAGAUCCCAGGUGCUCUGAGCCCAUUGAGCGCGGCUGCUGCUGCUGCUGCUGCAGCUGGAAGAGUUGCUCUGUCUGGGCACUCGGGGGCCAGCGGAGUGCUGCUUGUUAGCAAUCUCAACGAAGAGAUGGUUACGCCCCACAGUCUGUUUACCCUCUUCGGGGUUUAUGGGGACGUGCAGCGUGUGAAGAUUCUUUUUAAUAAGAAAGACAGCGCACUGAUACAGAUGGCCGAUAUGAACCAGGCUCAGCUUGCGAUGAGCCAUUUAAAUGGUCAGAAGAUGUAUUCAAAGAUCAUUCGCGUUACGAUGUCAAAACACCAAACCGUUCAGUUACCUCGGGACGGUUUAGACGACCAGGGUCUGACGAAAGACUUCACAAACUCGCCGCUGCAUCGUUUCAAAAAGCCCGGCUCCAAGAACUUCCAGAACAUCUUCCCUCCUUCUGCCACGCUGCAUCUGUCAAACAUCCCGCAAGACAUAACUGAAGAAGACCUCAGAGUCCUGUUCUCCAACUCCGGUGGCACUGUGAAAGCUUUCAAGUUUUUCCAAGAUCAUAAAAUGGCUCUAAUUCAGAUGACAACCAUCGAGGAAGCUAUUCAAUGCCUCAUCGACCUCCACAAUUACAACAUGGGUAAUAACCACCACCUGAAGGUCUCCUUCUCCAAAUCAACCAUCUAAAGCAACCCGAGAGGUCUUGCUCCCAACUGCUUUUUCUAGCGUUACCUGUUGACUGUUUAAACACACUGGGGACCACGAUUUUGACAGUUUCUUUUCCCAAGUUUCAUUCCACGAGAAGAUGUCGAAAGAAGGAAAUAUUGUGACUGUUUUCGAGGACAUUUUUUACCCCGUUUCCCUCUGACACAUAACCACUUCGGUGGCGGAAAGAUGAUGUGCUGUAAAGUCCGAACCUCUUAUAAUAAACAGAAAAGAACGUGCCUUACAAAACUUACAUAAAUCUUUUCAUACUUCAUCUUUUCAAACCCAGGCAGUCCUCUGAGGGUUUUGUUAAAACAAUUUUUGUUUUCCUUUUGUGUCUUAUCCGUAUGUGAAAAAGCCUCUCAGUUUGUUUGUUUAGUUCUUAAUGUCUGUGACAUUUUGAUUUAAGAUUUGUAAAUAAACCUGUGAAUCUCUAGUGAUCGUCACUAUGAGACGUUAGGCCCAUUCUUAGCCCACGAAUCCAGCAAAACCUUGUUACUUGCUCAUUUUACACCAUUUUUUUUCCCUAUCUUUUCUUUCAUCCAUGUGCGUUGUCUUUAUUUUAAGUGGAAGGUUGUUAUUAUUAAGGCAUACUUUUCUCUGCAUGUACCAACUGGUGCAUCUUUAUUCCUAGUGUUGCAUGGAUUGGAAAUCACUUCUUUGUGUGAUUUGGAAAGACAACUACAGUAGAAGGGACCAAAGUUUAUGUGCCUAUAGUCUUAAUUUUCUCCAAGAUUGAGCAUUUCAGUUCACUUUUCAGAAGACUUGUGGACGGAGAAGAGCUGAUAAAAUAAAAAUACUGAUUGGCAAUCCACACUAUGAUUUAUUAGAGGGACAAAAGGAUCUUGUAUAUUUUUUGUUUUUAUUUUUCUUUUUUAAACCUCUGUAGGAAUGUAUGAUUCGGCAUAAUUUUGGAUGUGGCACAAUUAAAAGUCUUUUUCUAACAAAAGCGGGAUGAUUUGA